GCGAACUUCAAAGUGGCAAAUCUUAUUGCUGACUGGCUGGCGGCCCACCAAAGUCCUUAUCACGUCCUGGGAAGCGAGCCCUCGCGCGCCAGAUAGUCCGAGCUGAUCCCGGCGCGAGGAGGCAGCGGAGAGCGAGGACCCCCGCGCGAGACGGAGACGCGCCACGCCACGCCACGCCACGCCACGCCGCGCGCGCUCGGCCCAAUUAGCGGGGUUUUAAAAAUAUCCGUGUUUGUAUAUUUAGAGAAAAAACCAAACAACAACACAACACAACAACACACCAAUCGUCUUGAUCAGUUUCUCCGUCGAGCGGCAGCAGGACGCUUCGCCAUGGCUGCGGUGGCCGUACUGCGCAACGAGACGCUCCAGGCUUUCCUGCAGGACCGAACUCCCAACUCCUCCCCGGAGAACUGCAAGCACUCCCCGCUCGCGCUCCUGGCGGCCACGUGUAACCGGAUCGGGGGCCAUCACCACGGAUCCAACCCCGCGGACUUCCUCCAGGUCCCGUACGACCCCAGCCUGAGCUCCCCGUCGCGUUUGUUUCACCCGUGGAGUACCGAGGGGAACCCCCAGAGCAGCCUCCCCGGCAGCUCGACUUUCGGACUACCCGCCAAGCACAUCCAGAGCUCCUUCAGCGCCCACCACGAGUUGCCCCUCACGCCCCCGGCGGACCCCUCGUACCCGUAUGACUUCUCCCCCGUGAAGAUGCUGCCGUGCUCUAUGCAGUCCCUGCAGUCGUCCUGCCCCCCCACCUACGUCCCCGCGGUGACUUACGCCGCCCCGACGCCCAUCCCGCCCGCCAUGCCCAGUUUCGUGACGGGACCCUCCGGCCUCGUGCACCAGCAGCAAAGACAGCUGUCCCCCAACCCGGGGGAGGACAUUCCGUGGUGGAGCCUGCAGCAGGGCAACCCCGUCAGCCACCACCCGUCGCCCCUCGGCCCCCACCGCUUCCAGCUGCAGCGAGGUCUGGUGCUGGGACACACGGACUUCGCGCAGUACCAGACCCAGAUCGCCGCGCUGCUGCACACCAAGUCCCCGCUGGCCACCGCGCGGAGGUGCCGGAGGUGCCGGUGCCCCAACUGUCAGUCGUCCGCGUCCAGCGACGAGCCCGGCAGGAAAAAGCAGCACAUCUGCCACAUCCCGGGCUGCGGGAAGGUCUACGGCAAGACGUCGCACCUGAAGGCGCACCUGCGGUGGCACUCGGGCGAGCGGCCCUUCGUGUGCAACUGGCUGUUCUGCGGCAAGAGCUUCACGCGCUCGGACGAGCUGCAGAGACACCUGCGGACUCACACGGGGGAGAAGCGCUUCGUGUGCCCCGACUGCUGCAAGCGGUUCAUGCGCAGCGACCACCUGGCCAAGCACGUGAAGACGCACCAGAACAAGAAGAGCGGCCGGGGCCACGACAAGGCGCUGGACCACGUCAAGCGGGAGGGCGCGCUGCCGUAGCCGCACCACGCGCCGCGAGCCGCGAGCCCCGAGAGUCCGCGCGGACUGACUGGGAGCCGCUAGAGUGCGGCGCGCGAGGACAGCG
This is a messenger RNA of Lampris incognitus (smalleye Pacific opah), 1531 nucleotides long. It is a transcript of the gene sp5a, whose product is annotated as Sp5 transcription factor a. Gene Ontology annotation, molecular function: RNA polymerase II cis-regulatory region sequence-specific DNA binding; DNA-binding transcription factor activity, RNA polymerase II-specific. The transcript has 2 exons. The coding region runs from base 331 to 1446 and encodes 371 amino acids. NCBI's taxonomy places the organism in Eukaryota, Metazoa, Chordata, Actinopteri, Lampriformes, Lampridae. Gene Ontology annotation, biological process: regulation of transcription by RNA polymerase II. The record is from RefSeq and is a predicted model, not a curated record.